Messenger RNA from Lachnellula hyalina, 2508 nucleotides. Its product is annotated as Heterokaryon incompatibility protein 6,OR allele. NCBI's taxonomy places the organism in Eukaryota, Fungi, Ascomycota, Leotiomycetes, Helotiales, Lachnaceae. The transcript has a single exon. The record is from RefSeq and is a predicted model, not a curated record. Bases 1 to 2508 code for a protein of 835 amino acids.
AUGGCUGACGGCGAUAAUGUACACGAGGCUUUGAACAACACCUUAGUUUCAGAAAAUGUUCCUACAAAAGAAAAUGACUGUGGAGAAAAGGAAGCGCCCUUCUUCGAGUACUCGCCUCUCAACAUUGAUACACAGGAGAUGCGAUUCCUGAUCCUUAAACCUCAUCACGGAAACACGAAAAGUCCCCUUGAUUGCUCAAUUUCGUCCGAACAACUCUCAAAAUGCAAACCUUACACAUACGUUAUCAAUACACGAGGUAAUCCUCUUUCAACAUUGGGACUUUUCAUCGAUGGCCACGCGAAACCCGUCACUAGGAAUAUUGUCAUUUUUCUCGACCAUAUUCAGUCAAAAAAUGAUGCCGAGCGACUAUGGUUCAGGGACGUUUGCUUGAAUCAUCAAGAUCCGGAAGAAAAAGAUCGAUACUGGAAUCAAGAAUGGAUGGACACGAUGAUCCAGCACGCAGAGAAAGUCAUCGAUCUUAGUGAAGUGAUAGCUGGGCUUUGGGACAAAGGGGAACUCCCAAGACCAUUUCCUCCAAAACCAAAAGACUGGAACAGAACAAGGGAGCCCAAGGGAACAAACCAUCAUCCUGUACCACUUCACAUGCAAAAAGGCUGGGUUGAACCUCCUCCACCUCAUGAGUAUCUGCCUUUAGACUACGUUUGUGAUGAAUUCCGUCUCGUUACACUGUGGAAAGCAGACAACUAUAACGAUCCGCUGAGAGCUUCAUUAGCAUACUCAGUGAUGCACAGCAAUGUUACCUACCAUUGCUUGUCAUAUAAUUGGGGUCCUGGCGACGAGAAACCAACCUGUACGAUCCUUCUUAAUGGGCAGACGUUCAUGAUCCGUGAGAAUCUAGAUAGGGCUCUCCGAGAAAUCCGGGACAACGUAUACAUGGUUGUUAUCUGGAUUGAUGCAAUCUGUAUUGAUCAAAACAAUGUCUCUGAGCGAAAUCGACAAAUUCCUAGAAUGCUUGAGAUAUACGAUGCAGCCGAAGCUGUUAUUAGCUGGGCUGGUGAAGGUGACGAGGCAAGUGACACAGCCAUCGACUUCCUAAGCGAACUUCAGAGGCCAGUCUUGCAUCUCAAUAAAGAUGGAAGUUGGGGCCCAUAUACAGUUAAAGAAGGCGACGAAUGGAAAAUCACCCCAAUCCCUGAUCUCCCACGCCGACUUGCUGCUCUUUAUUGCUUCUUUUCAAGGCCAUAUUUCCGGCGAAUCUGGGUGGUCCAAGAGCUCGCCGUCGCCAACUUGCCAUCUCUAUACUGUGGCAAGAAAAGAGCAGCUUGGAGGCAAUUGGAUAUGGCCGCUUACCACCUGAUAGCUAUUCUAAAUGGUGACAGAACUAUGCCAGCUAAAAUGAUGGCCGUAAAUCCCACAUUAAACUCGAUUUCUAUCGAGGAAAUCUCUUUCAUUCGACGGAUGUUCUAUUUUCGACACCUCCGUUCCAAGAAUGCUGAUUCUAUCUGGGGUCAAACGACUCAAAACGGUGUUAAAGACACUUCACCUGAGAUUCUCGACGCUGCGGUUCUGUGUCGCGACUUCCAAAGCACUUCCCCGUAUGACAAAGUUUUCUCCCUUUUAAAUCUGGCAGAGGACUUCCAAGCAACGGACUUCAUCCCUGAUUAUUCGAAGGGUCUUCCUCAAGCUUAUCAUGAGUUCGUAGUCGCGGUAGCUUGCAAGACAAAAAGUCUAGAUAUUAUCUGCGCAGCUGAGCCUGUGAAAUAUUCUAAGUUGGACAUGCCAUCUUGGUGUCCAGAUUGGACCACUCCAACCACGGUCAGCAGCCUCAUUCGGCAUGACCGCAUUCCCGACAUCUUCAUGUCGGCAGUCACAGAUAUGUCCGGACCGAUCUACAAUACUUGCACUUCAUCCGCAUCAAGCCCACAUUUCAACUUUAAAGGGCCAGUCCUCGAGGUAACUGGCAUCAUUCUCGAUACCAUCAAAAUCGUCCAACAAAGCAGCGAGGACAAUUUCAUGAAAUGGAUGACCACAGCAGCUAAUGAAUGCCAAACAGAGGAAGAGAAGGACUUGCCGGCCACAGAAACCCCUUUCAUGACCAAGUUCUGGUCCAUGCUAGCAGGCGACUCGACAGGUGUGUGGUCCGUUGAAACCACCCUACGAGAAACAUGGCCACCGGGAACUGAGGAGGCGGGAGGAAACCUUCCUUUCCGGCCUAUCUGCAUUAAAGAAGACAUCACCAAACAUCGCUUGCAGCACACCUCAACAGGAGUCUUCGACAUUGUAACGAGAGGACGUGCUCUGAUUAUCACGGAGAACGGACUUAUGGGUCUGGCACCAUAUUAUGCUAAAGAAGGACAGAAAUUAGCGAUUCUGAAUACAUGCAGCGUCCCGGUUUUACUUGAGGAGAAUCAGGAUAGGACGUAUGGGUUUAAGGGCAGUGUUUUUGUGCAGGGGUGGAUGCAGGGUGAGAUUCUCGAGGAGAUGGGGUUAGAUAGCGAGGAAGGCUGGCAGGUGCUUGACGAAUGCGGGCGACUGAGAAUUAUUUAG